GAAAAGGAGGGAGCAAGUUCAUUCGGCCCCCGCCUGCGCGCGGGCGGGGCUUCCGGAGGUGGGACCCUGGGGGUGGGGCGCGCCUGGAGCUGACGUCGUCGGAGCCCACACUCUGCCCCAAGAUGACAGCGAGCAAGCGGGUCGCGAAGGAGCUGGAGGAUCUUCAGAAGAAGCUUCCCUGGUACCUGGGGAACCUGUUCAGCGAAGACACCAACGUCCUGGUGUGGCAUGCACUCCUCCUGCCCGAGACGCCACCCUACAACCUCAAGGCCUUCCACCUGCGUAUCAGCUUCCCCAAGGAGUAUCCGUUAAUGCCCCCCACGGUGACGUUCACCACCCCAAUCUACCACCCCAACGUGGACCCCGAGGGCCGGGUGUGCCUACCCAUCAUCAGCAACCAGCACUGGAAGCCCUACACCAAGGCCUAUGAAGUGCUGGAGGCCGUCAAUAUGCUGGUGAACAGGCCAGACCCGGGGGAGCCUGUGCGCAUGGAGCUCGCUGACCUGCUAAAGCAGAACCCGGAGCUGUUCUACAGGAGCGCGGAAGAGCACACCCUCCAGUUUGGAGAGCAGCGACCCUCCUAACUCUGGUCUGCCCCACUGUGGGCGUGACGGACGGACACACCGCAUGGACUGGGGCCAGAGCCCCUUGGUGGCCCAUGCCCUGCUAUUUUACGUUUGUUUGUUUUUUUUCCUCCUUAAGUUGUUAGUCGUUAGUUGUGUGUGUGGUAUGUGCAGACCAGUUCCAGGUUCACCUGGCCACAGGUGUGCUUUCCCACUCCCUUUCUCUGCCCCAGAGCCGGGCAUGUUAGGUUUGCAGAAUCACAGGCCAGCUGUCCAGUGUUCUCGGAUGUGAGGGUCCUGAUCUUACUAGUGGCUCUAUCUUGAGGUCACCUUCCAGGCCAGCUCACAGGAAAUGAGCCCAGCAGCCAAUCAGAAUCCCCGUGGGGGCC
Messenger RNA from Phyllostomus hastatus (greater spear-nosed bat), 952 nucleotides. It is a transcript of the gene UBE2L6, whose product is annotated as ubiquitin conjugating enzyme E2 L6. Lineage: Eukaryota; Metazoa; Chordata; Mammalia; Chiroptera; Phyllostomidae. The record is from RefSeq and is a predicted model, not a curated record. Bases 123 to 584 code for a protein of 153 amino acids. The transcript has 4 exons.